This is a messenger RNA of Plasmodium yoelii, 5559 nucleotides long. Its product is annotated as patatin. The record is from RefSeq and is a predicted model, not a curated record. Gene Ontology annotation, biological process: lipid homeostasis; triglyceride catabolic process. Gene Ontology annotation, cellular component: membrane; cytoplasm; lipid droplet. The transcript has a single exon. NCBI's taxonomy places the organism in Eukaryota, Apicomplexa, Aconoidasida, Haemosporida, Plasmodiidae. Gene Ontology annotation, molecular function: triacylglycerol lipase activity. The coding region runs from base 1 to 5559 and encodes 1852 amino acids.
AUGGGAAAUUCAAACGUAAAGGAAAAUUCAAACGUAAGGGAAAAUUCAAACGUAAGGGAAAAUUCUAGAGUAGAAAAUGAUGAUAAGGAAAUACAUAAUAAUAAAGAGUUAGAAAAAUAUAAAAAAAAAAAGAAAAAAAAAAAUAAGUCUCAAAUUAAUUUUGAACGUAAUAUUAUAAAUAUAUAUACUGAUGAUAAUCAUUUUAAAAAUUUAUUCAAAUUUGGUGACAUUUCAAAAUAUAUUUUUAGUUAUGGAAAAGAAGACAAAAAUGUGGAUAUACAAAUCGAAGAUAAUGAAAAAUUAGAAUUAAAAAAUGUGAAAACUAUUGAAGAUAUUAUAAAUAAUAAUAAUAAAUAUAUAAUAAAUUUUGUAAAUGGGAAAAUCAAAAAAUCAAAAAUAGAAAUAGCAAAUUUUAUUUCAUUUUAUAAUUUUUUUUUAAAUACACAAAAUGGAUUAAUAAAUAAUUGCUUAGUGGAAAAGGGGGGAAAUAAAAAAAAUGAAAAUGAACAGGAUAGAAACAAUAUGUUAAUUCAAAAUUAUAUUUAUAAAAUAAUAAAAAAGUCUAGAAAUUAUAUAUCUACAGAAAAUGAAUAUAUAUGUAUUAGAAAUUACAUGAAUCAUUUUGAUAAUUUAAUGUUUCCUAUUUAUUUUAGCAAUUCAAAAAUGGGAAAUGACGAAAUACCGUAUGAUCAUGUUCUAACAAAUAAGCUUGAAAAUGAUGAUACAAAAAAAAAAAAUAUAUAUUUAAACAAAUUUGCAAAAGGAAAAUUAUAUUACAUAAAUGAUGAAAAUAUAUUCCUUGAUAAAAUGGAAAAGAAGCAUCGUAAAAAUUGUGGCAGUCAAAUGGAAAAGAAGCAUCGUAAAAAUUGUGGCAGUCAAACGUUAAAGAUUCAAAAUGGCCAAAUAGUAUUGAAUAAGUAUAGGGUGUGUGGAAAACGGGGGGUUACCAAAAUGGGGAAAAAAUUGGGAAAAAAAAUGGGGGAAAAAAUGGGGGAAAAAAUGGGGGAAAAAGUGGGGGAAAAAGUGGGGAAAAAAAUGGGGGAAAAAAUGGGGGAAAAAAUGGAAAAAAAAUUGAAAAUAAAUGGGAACGAUGUAAAGGAAGAGGCGGAAGAUGGGGGAGGCAAAGUGAGUCUAUACACAUAUUAUAUAAAAAGGGGAUUGCCAAAAAUAUUUAGCAGAAAAAAAUGUAAUAUAACAAAAGAUGGUAAAGAAAAAAAAAAAAAAAAUUUAGGAAUAGCAUUUUCACCAGCUGGAUUAUUAAUACCAUAUCAUUUAGGAGUUAGUAGUUUACUUAUUGAAAAAAAUAUAAUAAAUAUAAAUACGAAUAUAGGAGGCUCAUCAGCUGGAAGCAUUUGUGCAUGUUGUUUAGGAAUUGGUUUAAAUAUAUAUAAAUGUUUAUUCUUAGCAGAAAAUAUAAUUAAAAAUGCGCAUAUAAAUGGGUGCUAUAAAAAAUUAGAAAAAAUCUUAAGUAUAGAAUUGAAUAAAUAUAUAUAUAAAGAUAGUUAUAAUUAUUUAAAUAACAGAAUAGGUAAUAUAUUUGUUGGAAUAACACAAAUAUUACCUUAUUAUAAAAGAUUAAAUAUUAAUAAAUUUUAUGAUGAUAAAGAUUUAAAAGAUGCUAUAAUAGCAUCAUGUAAUAUUCCUAUGUAUAUUUCAAAUAAUAUUUUUGCAAAUUUUCGAAAUAAAAAAUGUGUAGAUGGUUUAUUUAGUACAAAAAGAAAAGAUUUUGGAUGCCCUAAUACAAAAAGUGAGAGAUCAAUAAAAAUUUCACCAUUUGCAUCUGAAUAUAUAGGUAUUGAAAAUAAAAAUAAUAGUGUAAUAAGCCCAAAUUUAUAUAAAUAUAAUCAUAUUAUAUUUUUAUUUGUUUCAAUAAAAAAUCUGAUUAAUAAAUUUGUUAAUAAUAUAUGGAUACAAAAAGAGUACACAUUUUUAAUUCAAAAUUUGCUUAAAAUUAUGAAUGAACAUAUUUAUGAUUUUCGCAAUUUCGUGAAGCAAUACUUUUCCCCGUUUUACAAUUUUUCGAAAAGUAAAAGCGGCAAAUCUGGAAAAGUGUCAAAAAAUGAUAAGCAUGAUAAUGAUAGCGAUAGAGAUGGAAACAAAAUGGUUGCGCAUAUUCAAGACCGACUUGAAAAUAAUUUGUCAAAUUCGCUAAAGACCAAUUUAGCAAACAUAAAUUUAUUUAUUAAAACAUAUGAAGAAAUAAGUUUAAAUUUUUAUAAACAUAAUUAUAAUAUUUUAUGUUUUUAUAAGUUUUGUAUAAUUUUAAUUAACAUAAUAAAUGGAUAUUUUUCCGAGAAAUUUAACAAAAUAUAUUUGUCUAAUAUCUUGAUAAAACUUAAUAUAAAAAAAAUUGUAGAAAAUAUAAAUGAAGAUUAUAAUUUAGAUGAUAAAAUUGACGAAAUUUUUGAAUAUAUAAAAAGUGAUAAUUAUUUAGAUGCAAACAAAUUUAUAGCUUUUUUUCCUCAACUAAUUAGUCAUGUUAUUUUAUUUUUUUUUAAGGAAUGUUUUUGUAACGAAAAUAUAAUAAAAGAUCAUAGACGAUAUUUAAAACCCAAAAUAUUAAAUAUGAUAGAUAUAUUAAAAAAUAUGUUUUUAAUUGAAUUUGUAAAAAGAGAAAUAAAAAAAUAUAUUUUAUUUUCUAAUUUAGAAAAUUGUUAUAAUAAUAAAAAUCAAGUUAAUUUUGAUAAUGUUAAAUGUAUUUUUAAUUUUUUAAAAUAUAGAGAUAUAUAUAUAAAUUUUAUUUAUAUAAUAAAUGAAAUAAAAAAUGGAAAUAAUAAAAUAUUAAAAAUUAAUCAAUAUAAUUAUUAUAAUUAUAUAAAUAUAAAUAAAGAAGAUAUGAAUGAUUAUUAUAUAUUUAUGUAUAUUUAUUUGUAUGCAAUUAUUUUUUAUAAAUGUGUAUUUUUAUUAUUUAAAGAGGAAAAAGAAAUUUUUGAAAAAUCAAAUAUUUCUUUUUAUGAUUCAGUUCAUAAUUUUGAAUUAAAAAAAAUUGAUAAUGAUUAUAAUGGAUUCAAUUUUAGUUCUAUAUAUAAUAAGGAUAGGAAUAAUAUAAUUUCUUAUUUCUUAUUAAAUAACAAUUUAAAAAAAGAAAAUGUUGAUGCAUUAGAGGUAGCCAAGAAGCGUUUUGAGUCAUGGGCAUCUCUAGACAUUUAUAAAAAUAGUAAUAUAGAUGUAGAACCCAUUUUUGAUGACUACAGUUUUGUAGAAAGUUAUAGAAGUGCUAGUGUAAAAAGGGAAACUGAUUUGUUGAGUAAUAAACAUUCAAGUAGAGUAAAGAAAAGAGAAACAUAUGAAUGUGAUACAGACAAUUUGGCAGAUAAGAAUGAUGUGAAUUUUUUAGAAAAUGGUGCACAAGAGGUGUGGAAAGGAAGGUCGGAAAUAAAAAGUGGCAAAGAGAGUAAACGGGACGAAAUAAAAAGUGGCAAAGAGAGUAAACGGGGCGAAAUAAAAAGUGGCAAAGAGAGUAAACGGGGCGAAAUAAAAAGUGGCAAAGAGAGUAAACGGGACGAAAUAAAAAGUGGCAAAGAGAGUAAACGGGGCGAGAGUAACAAAAGCAAGAGUGGUAAUAGCUUUUUUUUUAAGAAUUUGAUAAAUAAAAAAAAAAAAAAAUACAAUGAUAAGAGUUCAAAUAGCAAUAGAACCGAGGAUUCAAAUAAGUUAGAAGAUCUGAAAUAUGGAGAUGAUUUGUUCAAAAUAAAUAAUUUUAUAAUUUUCAAUAAUAAUUAUGAACGUGUUAAUAAAAUAGAAGAAUAUAUAAAUUUAAAUAAAAAAAAUAUUUUUGAAAUCAACAUAAAAAAAAAAAAUGAAAUAAUAUCAAACUUGUAUAAUAUAUAUGUGUGUUAUUGUGAUGUCAUAAGUUUAUUGAAUUUUAUAUUUAACAUAAAUUUUUGUGAAAAAACAAGAUAUAAAUUUUUAAAGAAAACAAAAAGGUCGAAAAAAAAACUUGAAAAAAUAAAAAAUAAUAAAAAAAUAAAACAAACAAAUAUGAAACACAUUUCUAUAAACAAAUGUAAUAGUGAAAGCAACCUCAUUUUGGAAAAUAUGGAUAAUAAGUUUUUUGAUGAAAUCGUUAAUAAAAAUAUGAAUAAAACUAUUGAAAUGAAUAAUGUUAAUAUUUGUAGUAAUUUAGGCGAUAAAAGUGCAACAUUUGAGGGAUGCUUAUUACAAGACAGCCAUGAAAUGGAAAAUUCAUUUUUUAGUGAAACAAAUCGGAAAGAAAAUAAAAUGGAUGUAGAUGAUAAAGAAAAUAAAAUGGACGUAAGUGAUAAAGAAAAUAAAAUGUACAUUUCAUACUCUGAUACAAAAUAUAAAAAAAAAAAAAAAAUAUGUAAAAACAAAAAAAAUGAAACAAAUAUGGAUAAUUUUCUCAAAGAUUUUAAAACAAAUAUAAAUCCAGAAAUAUAUGAUACAUAUAAUACAUAUUUUAUAAAAAAUAAUUUUCCUAUAAGAAAAUUAUUUAGAAUAUUACUUGAAGGUACUAAUGAUAAAAAUAUUAAAAAACUUUAUGAUAUGGGAAGAAGUGAUACAUAUAUGUGGCUAUAUCUUGAAUAUAUAAAUAUGAGCAUUUAUUUAUUUAAAAAAGUAUAUUCUAUUUAUUUAAAUAUGAUUUGUUAUUUUCAAUCGUUAUUAUAUUUGACUAAUAUUAAUUUAAAAAAAAAAAAAUGCGAAAUUUCAAAUAUCCUUAAUUCAGUAGAAAAUGUGAUUUUAUACAUUAACGGGGUUGAGUUUAAUAUUUUUUCACUUUGUAGAUAUAUUUCAUUUUUCCUGAACAGUUCAGGUAUUUUUGGUGUUAAUUUCGCUAGUAGCCUGAAUGGGCAAGGUAAAAACGUGUGUGUGUGUGAUGAUAAAAAAAAUAGCCAAAAUGGAAGAUCGGCAUAUGAAUAUUUCCAAUCAGAGACAUUAAAAAGUGAUAAAAUAACAAGAUUUGAUAAAAAUGUGAAUGAAACAUCAAAUGAGUGUGUGAAAAAUGGGGCGAAAAAUGGAGCGAAAAAUGGAGCGAAAAAUGGGGAGAAAAAUGGGGCGAAAAAUGGGGCAAAAAAUAAAGGGUUAAUAAAACCUGAAAAGUGGGGUAAAAAAAUAGCAGAUCGAAAUUACAAUUAUUUUGAAAAAAAAAUGAUGAAAAAAAAAAAAAAAAAAGAGAAAAGACAAAAAGAAAGAGUAAAAUAUAGAAGUAUAAGUUUACCAACAAAUUUAAAAAAAACAGUUUUGAAAAUUAGUAAUUUAAGAAAUAAAAUAAAUUUAAAUAAAAACAUAAUAGAAGGAAUAAAUAGUAAUUUUUUAAAAAAUACACCAUAUGAGCAUAUAUAUACCCAUACAAAUUUUUGGUUAUAUUCCUCUUCUUCCUCUUCCUCUUCUUUUUCUGAUAAUAGUGAUUAUGAUGAUAAAAAAAAUACAAAUGAAUUUUGGAUAAAUAAUAAUAAAAACCCUAAUACUCAAUUUGAUGAUAUAUUUGAUGAGAUAUCAGAAGAAAUGGACACUUUUUCUGUUAUAUCAAAUUUUUUAAAAACGUUUAAAAAUAUGGAUAGUAACAAUUUGAGUUUAUCAGGGUAUUUUGGAUUUUAA